CACCACAUUUCGGUGCAAAGUGUAUUUAAGUGGCCAGGCGCUCGGUUGUCGGGAACACACGCGUUUCACCCACUUGUACUGGCGGUCGCGGAGCUUAGCAAAUACCAAAAAAGGAGAACCCCAGAGAGCACCGUCAUCAUGAUUCCGACCAUAACGAAGAAGUACCAGAACGUGGUGAUUAGCACGGGAAACAUAAUUACCACAGAGCUGGGCCAGCGCAAGUCCAACGAGGAGCUGUACGACGGCCUGAAGAUAACGCUCCACAGCGAUCCCAGCGUGGAGCGCGUGGUGGUGGAGAAGGAGAUCGACGAGCUGCACGGCCGGGUGCAGCGAGCCACCCAGGAGCUGACCACCCGGCUGACGGAGAACGGCCGCAAUGAGAUCAGCAUCGGCGCCAAGAUAUUCCUCAAUCGCCACUCUACAGAGUGUGUGAACCAGGCGGUGGAGGCGCUGCUCAACAUACUCAGUGUGACGCACGUGGACAAUGUGGUGCUGGCCUACCACCCUAAUGCGGUUGCCAGCGCAACGCCGGUGGCCACAACAGGCGGCCAGCCCAAGUCCCCCUGCUCUGAGGGCAUCUCGGCCAGCAAGGCCAGCACCUGGAGCCUGCGAAACGGCGAGGAAGGAGUGUCGGAGCUCAAGGAAUUGUACCAAACCCUGGAGCAGUACGCCCUCAAGCAGCAGAUCACCCAGCUGGGCAUAGCCGAUCUGGAUGCGGCGGCAUUGGAGGAGCUGCACAAGGGCGCCCAGGUGGCGCCCACCAUUGCCCAGGUCAAUCUGUCCACCUGCUGCGUGGUGCCCGCGGAUCUGCAGGAGUUCUGUACCGCCCACGACAUCCAGCUGAACACACACAGCGAUCCCGAGCUCCUGCUGCCCGAGGAGCAGUUCGCCGCACUGGCGCCGGACUACUCCAUCGACUGGUCACUGCGCUACCAGGUGCACGUCCGCUGCCGAGGCGUCCUCACCGCCAAGGGAUACAUCGUGGGCGCCUCGCGUUCCAGCGAUUAGAUUUAGUGCCCCUGCCCCCCCCAUAACCAGAUGCUAGGCUAUAGUUUUAAUGUUUGUAAUGUAUGCUCGUGUAUACUGGUGUACUUAUUGUUUGUUAUACAAAACCCCGAUUGAGGAUUCGAAGCCGAUCGAUUGAUUUUACUGUAAACUGUAAACGAUUUUUCAAUACUUAUUCUGAACAUAAAGCGUUUCAAAAACGGCAA
Molecule: messenger RNA, 1211 nt
Organism: Drosophila elegans
Lineage: Eukaryota; Metazoa; Arthropoda; Insecta; Diptera; Drosophilidae
Gene: Gclm
Product: glutamate--cysteine ligase regulatory subunit
Exons: 1
Coding region: 139-1008 (289 amino acids)
Biological process (GO): glutathione biosynthetic process
Cellular component (GO): glutamate-cysteine ligase complex
Molecular function (GO): enzyme regulator activity; glutamate-cysteine ligase catalytic subunit binding
Source: RefSeq, a predicted model, not a curated record